GUAAAAAGCUAUGAGACCUGUGAAGAUGCGGUGUGCGAAUAUAUUAAUUUUCGUGAUUUUCGUUGUUUCAAUCUUGGGUUUCGGAAUUCAUCUUACCUUUUUCCGGCGUUCAUCCGAUCUAACUAUAUUAGAAGCGAAUAAUCGUUUUAUUGACGAUUACGAAUACGACGAUGAUGCUUUUAGGCAGGAUAACGAUCCGGUGCGAACAAAAUUGGAAUGGGAUCGAUUCAUAAAAAGGAAUAAUUAUGUGCAGAUAGGCGAUGUUUGGAACAAGUGCGGUAAGAUCCGGUGCUGGGAUAUGGCGUAGGCGUAUGUUUUUUUAUUUAUUUGUCUAGCAGAUGGCGAUGACCGAGUGACGUAUGGAAGAAUAAUCAUGUUUAAGAAUGUUCAACUUGGGAAAUUAAUGCUAAAGACUUUUAUAAAUUUCACUCUAGCCGAGGAGAUUAAUAGCGGAGACAUGUAUAUCGAAUGCUUUUAUAGAAAAGUCAAAACGAAUCAGAUGCGUUUAUUAUUUAGAGGAAAAUGGGAUGCUUGCACCAUUGAAGAUAAGCUAGCAGAACAGAGUGAUCGUCUAGUCAAAUGCCCCAUGGAGGCUGGUAAACGAUCUUUCAAGAAAGCGUUUGCAGUCCCUGCAUGGUUGCCAACGGGCGAAUAUCGGUUCUAUAUCGAUACCACUGAUAACCGUAACAAGACGAUCGGCUGUUGCGUAGUUGAAUUUGAAUUACUAUAA
Molecule: messenger RNA, 730 nt
Organism: Dimorphilus gyrociliatus
Lineage: Eukaryota; Metazoa; Annelida; Polychaeta; Dinophilidae
Source: the annotation of a GenBank genome assembly